Podarcis lilfordi (Lilford's wall lizard) is the source of this 1266-nucleotide messenger RNA. Lineage: Eukaryota; Metazoa; Chordata; Lepidosauria; Squamata; Lacertidae. The record is from the annotation of a GenBank genome assembly.
AUGCAAUGUUCUUGGAAGGCUGUCCUCCUACUUGCUUUGGCCUCCAUUGCUAUCCAGUACACAGCCAUCCGCACCUUCACGACCAAGUCCUUCCACAGCUGCCCUGUGCCUCCCAACCCAAUGAACUGUAGCCUGAACCAGGAGAUUGAAUCGGGCGACCGGCUGUGUGAUGAAAACCCCACCGUCGCUUACAACACCUCCAAGAAGACACAUGUUCUGAUCUUGGCCACCACCAGAAGUGGAUCCUCUUUCGUCGGGCAGCUCUUCAACCAGCACUUUGAUGUCUUCUAUUUGUUUGAGCCCCUUUACCACGUCCAGUACACCUUGAUCCCGAAGCUGACGCAGACGAAGGGCUCCACGGACCGGCGGAUCAUGCUGGGUGCUGGCCGAGAUUUGCUGAGAAGCCUCUACGACUGUGACCUUUACUUCCUGGAAAAUUACAUCAAGCCCCAGCCUGUGAACCACACGACGGACAGGCUCUUCCGGAGGGGGGCUAGCAAAGCUCUGUGCUCCCCACCAGUUUGUGAGACACUGGCGGCAUCCGCCGACAUACCUCUGGAAGAAGGUGACUGUGUGAAGAAGUGUGGCACUUUGAACCUGACCCUGGCCACCGAAUCAUGUAAGGAUCACGGGCAUGUUGCUAUCAAAACAGUGCGGGUGCCAGAGGUCAAUGACCUCCGAGCCUUGGUGGAGGACCCCAGGCUCAAUUUGAAAAUCAUACAAUUGGUGAGGGACCCCAGGGGCAUCCUGGCUUCCAGGAGUGAGACAUUCCGAGACACUUACAGACUUUGGCGGAUCUGGGAUGGCACAGGCAGGAAGCCCUACAACUUGGACGUGACCCAGCUCACCACCGUCUGUGAGGACUUUUUGAACUCUGUUUCCACCGGGCUGAACCGGCCGCCUUGGCUCAAGGGAAAAUACAUGCUGGUGAGGUAUGAAGACCUGGCCAGGAAUCCCUUAAAAAAGACCGAGGAGAUGUAUGAAUUCCUUGGCAUUCCCAUGGACAGCAACGUGGAACGAUGGAUACAGAACAACACAAGGGGAGAUCGGUCCGCAGCGAAACACAAGUACGGGACUGUCCGGAACUCGGCGGCAACUGCAGAGAAGUGGCGGUUCCGCCUCUCGUUCGAAAUUGUGGCGUUCACGCAGAAUGCAUGCCAGCAAGUGCUGGUACAACUGGGCUACAAACUGGUGUCCUCCGAGGAGGAAUUGAAGAACCUCUCCAUCAGCCUGGUGGAGGAGAGGGACUUCCUGCCCUUCUGGUAA